AUGGCCGCUCUUCUCCAGACUCUGACGUCCCACGUCCGCGUUCCUCGCGCCUCUGACCGCGUGUACCGCGACGAGUGCGUCUUCUCGUUCGACUGUCCGCUGUCUCCUUCGGGUCUCUAUACGAAUUUGCACUCGUUCCUCUCGUACGGGGCCUCAAGCCUCGCGUUUGACCGCAACGGCACGUCCGUCUACUUACACCAGCACCACCAGCGCAAGCUCAAGCCACGCACGGCACAAGUUGACAACGGAAAGCCCACGAAGCUCGCGAUAGGCGUUGAUGGAGGCUUUUCUGUCGAUGCAGACGACAAGUUUGAGCUUACAAAAACGUGUUUUGUUGUUCUAUUGGACUCGGAGCACCAGGAACAGGUCCGCGUGCCUCUAGACGAUCCAGAUGUCCCUUUGGAAAUCAAACAAGCGGCUGAGGCUGUGCUGCAACAUGCAGGAAACACUGUCAGUGAGGAGGUGGCGUCCUGGCAGGAGGAACUCAAGCUUUCCAAGUACGCAGAGCAGCUAGAGCAGCUACCGGCUCCACCACAGAUUGCGUCGAACCCGUUGGCGUGGAAGUGUCAAGGCCCUCAGUGUGAUAAACAAGAGAACUUGUGGCUCAAUCUCUCGGAUGGCUACAUUGGCUGUGGGCGACAGAACUGGGAUGGAUCAGGUGGAUGUGGUGCUGCACUGACGCACUUUAGCGAGACGGGAGGAAAGUACCCACUGGCUGUCAAGUUGGGCACGAUUACAGCAGAAGGAGGCGACGUGUACAGCUAUGCACCUGACGAAGAUGAUAUGGUCAAGAACCCGCUCUUGGCUCGACAUUUGGAACACUUUGGCAUCAAUGUCAACAAUCUACGCAAGACGGACAAGUCGAUGAAUGAACUACAAGUGGGGCUAAACCUUUCGCAUGAGUUUGACGCUGUGACGGAGGUCGGAAAAAAACUUGUACCCGUGUCAGGGGCAGGGUACAUUGGUUUCAAGAACUUGGGCAACAGUUGCUACAUGAACUCGGCGCUGCAGCUGCUGUUGGCGUUACCGGAGGUCCAGGAACGAUAUUUUAAGGACACCGAUACGAUUUUUGCCACGGUCGACACGCCGUCGGUGCUCCCUGUCGACGACUUUGCUGCACAAUUUGCUAAGCUUGCGAAUGCAGCACUUACGGAUCGAUACAAGAAGCAAUUUCGAACGCUCGAGGACAGCAGCAAGAAUGUUGAAGAGGACGACAUUCGCAACAUUGAUCUACGACCCACAACUUUCCGUGCUCUUGUCGGCAAAGGCCACGCUGACUUCUCGACGGGCCAGCAGCAAGAUGCUGUGGAGUAUUUGCAAUAUCUUUUGGACUUUAUGACUCGAGUCGAGCGUGUUAGCACGAACCGCUUAGGACCGCUUUUUGCAGGUGGCAGUGCCACCAGUGCGGAGCUGCCGACUGCAAGUUUGUUCAAGUUAAAGCUAGAGGAUCGUGUGCAGUGUAUUGCUUCGAGUAAAGUUAAAUACGUGCCGCGCGACGACACGGUCUUGCAGUUGCAAAUUCCCCUGGAGGCAGCCACGAACGCGACACAGGUGACUGCAUUCCAGGUGCUAGAGCAAAAACGUCAGCGCCUUGUCGACGACGGGAAAUCUGAGAGCAAUACAGGUGCUGAUAGCGAAGAGUGUGUGGUGCCUAAUGUCCCAUUCGAAGCUUGUGUCGAAAAGACGUUGGCACCCGAAAUUAUCGACGAUUUUCUGUCCCCGGCAACAGGCAAGAAGGGUCAAGCACAGAAGACAGUUCGCUUCUACUCAUUCCCGCGUUAUUUACUCGUGCAAAUGCGACGCUUUUACGUAGCUGAAGACUGGACGCCAAAGAAGCUGGAAGUCGAGGUGAAGGUGCCCGAAAAGUUUUCGCUGACACGAUAUUUGUCCAAGGGUCUUGCAGAUGGUGAGGAGGAAAUGAUGGACGAUCCUGUAGCCAAUGCGACGAAUGAGAGCGGUGCUGGUGCCGCGGUAAAUACUGCGGAUGAAGCUUUGGUAGCUCAGCUGGUUGCCAUGGGAUUUUCCGAGAACGCCUGCAAGCGUGCAGCGAUUGCGACUGGCAACUCGAAUGCUGAAGCGGCUAUGGAAUGGAUUUUCAGCCACAUGAACGACCCAGACUUUGACCAUCCGCCUUCGCCAGCACGUCCUGUAUCCAAGGCUGCUGGCGAGUCAGUCAACAUGGACAUCGUGUCCAGUCUAAUGGCCAUGGGCUUCGCAGAGUCUCACGCCAAGUGUGCGCUUAAGCAAACAGGAAACGAUCCUGACCGUGCAGCUGAGUGGUUGUUCAGUCGCAUGGCCGAUCUAGAUAGUGCUGUCGCCGACUGUGAUCACGAUGCAGUGCCAUCAGCAGCCUCGUCUGGCUCCUCUGAAAAUUGCUUGGAUAGCAAGGUGGUUGGCGACUUCUCUCUUGUAGGUUUUAUCAGCCAUGUUGGCAAGAACACCAAUUCUGGGCACUACGUUUGCCACAUGAAGAAAGAUGGCCGCUGGAUUAUCUUCAAUGAUGAUAAGGUGGCCGUGUCGCAGGAACCACCGCUAGGCGCUGGUUAUCUUUACUUGUUCCGUCGCACUGACCCCCAAAGCUAG
Hyaloperonospora brassicae is the source of this 2583-nucleotide messenger RNA. Lineage: Eukaryota; Oomycota; Peronosporomycetes; Peronosporales; Peronosporaceae. The record is from the annotation of a GenBank genome assembly.